UUAAUUUAUUACCAUUAAAAAAAAAAGGAAAAAAGAAACCCUAAAACUAAUCAGAGUAUCGAGCGAGCAAUCUUCCAACGGCAUCGGCUCCAUCACGCCCGGCAGAGCAAUCUCCUCUAGUCUUCUCUCCGAAGUUUAGAAGUUGUCCUCUUCAAUCUCCAUCUCCGAUUCCAACAAAUAGGAACGGAGUCUUCACUCUGGAACCUCGAUGUCUUAUAGAGGUUCAGAUGAUUUGCCUAGAAAGUUUGGGCGCGGCGGGGACCGUAGAGGCAGAGACUUACCGUAUCGAAAUGGAAGGCAAUCAGAGUCUGAGGAAUCGGAUGAGGAAUUGAAAGGUCUGAACUAUGAGGAGUAUAGGAGGCUUAAGAGGCAAAAGAUGAGGAAGAUGUUGAAGAAAUGUAUUUGGAAUGUUACACCUAGUCCUCCUCGGAAUGAGAACGAGGAUUCGGAAUUUGAGGAGAAGGCUGAGGAAAUUUCGGAUAAGCAUCCUGGGGAAAUGAGCGAUUCAGGCGAGAAGGAGAGACCGAAGUCUGAUUCUGAGCGUAAAUCUGAGUCGGAAUCUGAUGAUUCGCGAUUGAAGAAAAAGAGGAAGAGUUUGGGUAAAAGGCGUAAAAGUAGAAGAUCAUCUUAUAGUAGUAGUGAUAGUGAGAGUGAGAGUGAAUCUGAUGAGGAAGAAGGCGAUAGAAGGAGAAGGAAAUCAAGAAGUAAGAGGAGUAGGAAACGUAAGAGCAGUAGGAGAAGUAGUAAGAGAAAAAGAUCCCGGAGAAAGAGUAGGCGUAGUAGUAAUUCGGAUGAGAGUGAGAGCGAUGAUUCUGGUUCUGAAGCGAGUAGCUUUUCAGAUGACCACACGAAGUUGAAGAAGGGAAAGAAGUCGUCUAAGUCCUCGCGUUCUAAGCGGAUUAAGAAGAAAAGAAGCUCUGAUACAGAGAGUGGAAGUUCCCAUCAUUCAGAGGAGAAUUUGGAUUCUGAAAUUGAUGCCAAUAGUAAACCAAAGGUGGAGGAGUUAGAGGAAGAAACAGAUAUGGAGGCCCUGAAAUUCAAGGAAUUGAUUGAAGCGCAGAAGAAGCCUGCUGCAUUAGAUAACGAACCUAUGGUUGGGCCAGCGCCAUUGCCAAGAGCUGAAGGGCAUAUCAGCUAUGGUGGUGCACUUAGACCUGGUGAAGGUGAUGCCAUUGCUCAAUAUGUUCAGCAAGGGAAGCGUAUUCCUCGUAGAGGAGAAGUGGGUCUUUCUGCUGAGGAAAUUUCGAAGUUUGAGGAUCUUGGGUAUGUGAUGAGUGGAAGCAGGCAUCAAAGAAUGAAUGCCAUUCGUAUAAGAAAGGAAAAUCAAGUUUAUAGUGCUGAGGAUAAACGAGCCCUGGCUAUGUUUAACUAUGAGGAGAAGGCAAAGCGUGAACACAAAGUCAUGGCUGAUUUGCAGCGGUUAGUUCAGCGCCACAUUGGGCAAGACGUUGGUCCUACCCACGAUCCUUUUGGUUUGAAGCCAUCUGAAGCUUCGGACGAUUGACCUCAUCAUGUUAUUGUUAUCUAAACUGGCUAUGUAAGAUUUUCUGUCCUUAAUUUGGUGUUUUUGGUUUAAGAUAUCUGAUGGUAGGUAGGGACACCGACAAUUAAAAGAAGCGGGACUGAUUUUCAGACCAUAGUUUUUGCUUUCAAUUCCUGAAAAUCACGAGCGAUGAUGCAGUUAGUUGGUGCCCUCCUCCCUCCAAAGGAUUACAUUUUUAUCAACUGUGAUGCCAAGUUGCGAUAACUUGGGGGAAAGUGGGGUAGUUUAGCUUCAAAAACUGGUUCCUUUCUUUGGAGGCUCUUGCUCUUGCGAUCAGGGAAAAAGGUUAUUUUCAAACUACAGCAAUGAGUCGAAUGACAUCUCAAAGGUCAAAUGCACUAAUUCUAGAACUCUUGUUUGAGAAUUGGUUUCAAAUGAUAUUAAGAUAGAUAGAUCCUUUCUUUUUGUAAUUUGUCAUAAGAUUUUUCAUUCCCCUAAUAGGGUGGCUCACACUUGAAAUGUCUAUAGUCAAAAAUUGUAUUAUGAAACACAAAACAAUGUUUGUUUAAACAUGAAAAUUGGGGGUGUUAGUUCGGACCUUAGAAUAGCAGGUUGGUUUUGUCUCACUCAUAAAGGACUCCUAUAAUUGGAUUAGAUGGAAUUAAUGAAUUCAUUCAUUGGCUUAAGAAGAA
Cannabis sativa is the source of this 2175-nucleotide messenger RNA. RefSeq lists its product as uncharacterized. The record is from RefSeq and is a predicted model, not a curated record. The transcript is spliced from 3 exons. Bases 209 to 1504 code for a protein of 431 amino acids. Gene Ontology annotation, molecular function: chromatin binding. Gene Ontology annotation, biological process: regulation of gene expression. Gene Ontology annotation, cellular component: nucleus. Lineage: Eukaryota; Viridiplantae; Streptophyta; Magnoliopsida; Rosales; Cannabaceae.